Lodderomyces theae is the source of this 2859-nucleotide messenger RNA. RefSeq lists its product as uncharacterized. The record is from RefSeq and is a predicted model, not a curated record. Gene Ontology annotation, biological process: regulation of DNA-templated transcription. The transcript has a single exon. Gene Ontology annotation, molecular function: DNA-binding transcription factor activity. Bases 1 to 2859 code for a protein of 952 amino acids. NCBI's taxonomy places the organism in Eukaryota, Fungi, Ascomycota, Pichiomycetes, Serinales, Debaryomycetaceae.
AUGACAAAUCAGCCACCACCCUCCAUAGUGUUGGAGCACGCUCCACCGGAAACGCCGAGAACGAAACUGGCUCAAAAUAAUGCAUCAGGUAUUCCACAAGGCUUGAACAAGUUAUCGACUCCUUCAUUCCCAUUUGGACUAAGCUUUUCACCCACAUUCAAUUUCAACACGCCCAAUGGAAUUUCACCAACGAGGUUUUUCAGUCCAUUGAAAGCUACAGAAAAUAUAACCAAAGCUGAACAGGGCAACACCACACCGGCCAGCAAGGACCAUUACAAAUUCCUCGCAUCUUUAAAUUCAAUUUCUCACACCGCAGAUGCUGGACAUCAGAGUAGUGCAUUGGAAAUAAAAAGCAACGUGACCAAGAAUAAUGGAGGAAACGAAGAAAAAGAAGAAGACGAGGACGAAGAUAUUUGGUCGUCAUUGAAUGCCACCCUGCAAAACCAGUCAAAUCUCACGUCCAUACAUGAGAGCGAUAACGAAGCGGGCAAGUGUGAUUUUGCAGAAGGUGACUUAAAAAUGUUUCAAACCCCUGCAAAGAAAUCUGCGUCAGGGAGCAAGCUAAAUCAACUACCGCCGAAUGUGGUCUCUGAUGUUUCUGCUCAAGGAAUUUACACCAGAGACACACCAUUGAGUACCUAUGCCAACCAUGUGGUCAAGAAAAGAAAAAUUGAUAGUCAUAUAACCGACACGCCCAACAAUAGAAUUGCAACUAGGAUAGACUCAACGAUGGAAUCGCCGCUAUCUGUCAGGAGGUUAAGCAAUGCAAACUCUACAACCUCUUCGGCAGCGAGUGAUGUUUGGAGUUUAGAGUUGGAUGAGAUUUUGAUCAAAUCGUUUCACAAGUACCACAAGUUCAAGCUGAGUGAUGUAUCCAACGAGCUGACAAUUCUUAAAAAGACAUCUCAAAAUAAAGUUAUUUCAAGGAUGAUUUUCAAUAGAACAGGCAUCCUACGGACUUCGAAACAGAUAUCGUCACGUAUUUUCAGAUUAACCAAGGCGGGAAGAUUGACAAAGGAGACAAAAACCCCACAAACUGUUGCUUCAACCAGUGAACUCGAGGAUUUCAUGCGCACUCCGUUGGAGGAGUUGGUUAAUGGACAACAACUACCUGAUUCAGCUCAUUCAGAUGCUUUGAUUGACAAUGAAUUGAACAUGUUGUUAACUUCGUCUCCUUUGGAGGACGUUUUUGAGGCGGUAAGCUUUUACGGCUUGGUGCCAAGGGACUUUAUGAUGCGUUUCCGAAGUAACCAUCAAACAUUGACUUUUACACAACUCAGGAAACAGACCACUCGCGAUAACAAGAUACUGGAAAAAUUGGAUCCAUUGACUCUUCGUGCACUAAAGUCGCAAAAUGCGUCCAUAUUGAUGUACCUGCAUGACUUGAAUUUGCAAAUCAGAGAUAUGGAAACUUCUACCCCGUUACCACGUUCUUGGACCCCCAACUCAACAAAUACAACAAACUUGCAUGGUUCUUGUUUUGAAUCGACAAUGUCAAUCGAAGUCCUUUGUAAAGGAAGUGCUACACCACCUAUGCUCACUUGGCACAGCUCCCUUGAGGUGUUUAAAGGAGACAAGAAGCUACUCAGGGUGACUGAUAUGAUCAAUGGAUACCGCAAUGAGGAUGAAAAGUCAUAUACCUUACACAUCCCUUUUGUAAAAAGUUUCUUUACGGGAUACAUCAACUAUUUAAUCAAUGGAUCAACGAUUAGCUCCGAGGAGGAUAUCAAGGUCGUACAAUUCAUUUACAAUAAUGUCGAUGAAUCGAACUCCAAAUUGGACUUGCAGAAAUCCAAUGUACAUGCUUACAUUAUUCACAACUUUCACGUCAAUGGUACAAGAGGGGAAACUCUGGUCAAGAUCGUGGAAACAAAGUCCAUUCGCCAGGGUACUGAAUCAGACGAUAACGAAACAGUAGUUGCUGACUCGUCUCCACUUGGUAGACAUUCAAGUACUCCGCAAUCAACACUGAAAAUGAGAGAGAGAGAAUCUCCCGCCAAAUUGAAGAUUGACAUUAACAAGGCAAAUCAGAACCACAAUCUUUUAUCGGGACCUAUGACUGCGCCAGUCUACAAUUCCAAAGUUAAUAACCAAUUCAAUGGUCAAGGAUUAGGGGACCUGCAAGGACUGAAGAGACUAAAUUUAGUGAACGGCGUGCCUCCAUCCGCACCGCCACCACAAUCAUUACAACAGCAACCCGUUGAUUCGUUUGCAUUCUAUCGGGUCACGUCGCAAAAUUCUCUCAGUUCGAGUCAGCGUAUUCACUUUGAUGCUGGUGCUAACAACACCAAUAUGAAUCCUAUGCAACCGCGUGGCUAUGAAUCGAAUGGUGUACGAGUCGGAGUGUCAAGUUUGGGAACGCAACAGCCAACUACACUUGGCAAUCCAUACAACCCACAGACACAGAAUGUGCUCCAGCAAUUUCCAUCCCGGACGUUGUACUCCCAGCAACAGUUUCCACAAAUGUCGUUUCACCUCCAGCAGCACGGCGGGGUAAAGAACCACGCACCUCUGGCGCAUAGCAGCACACCAGGAAUAUCAUUUGCAGCUAACUACCAGAAUGUACCGGUUCAGCAGCAUCAAUCUCAUCAACCUGGUCAGCAUGUCAGCAAUCAGCCAUUGCCGAACACCACCAACAUUGCAAAUAUUCAGCCCAAACAGAACCUGCGUUUUCAGACAGUGCAUACACACAGUAACCAGCAAAACAAGGCCAAGGAAAUCACGUUUGGACCCAUUUUAGGUUAUGACCCAUCAAAGGAUGCUAAAAUCACACGAGCACAAACUAAACCUUCCAAUCAAGGGAGAGGAAUUCACAACUUCCCGCUAAAUGAACCUGUAAUGUAUAAACCAAAGAAAUAG